UGCGCAUGCGCUCUACGGUCUUCCGAGAGGCGAGCGUUUGUUUCCCCGCCGGUGAUUGAUAGGCUAGCACCGCGGGCGCUGGGCGCCUGUGCAGAGUCUGGCGCCUGACCGUCCCCGCCCUGUCCACCACCCACCCCACGAACUCCGGGCCAGGUUCAAGGUGCAGUGAACUUGCGGGGAACCGAUGGAGCGGAACAGCGGUCCGGAGGCUGGGCCGGAGGCGGAGCUAGAGGAGGGGGAGCCCGAGGUUAAGAAGCGGAAACACCUGUGUGUGGAGUUUGCUUCGGUCGCGAGUUGCGACGCCGCUGUGGCUCAGUGCUACCUGGCCGAGAACGACUGGGAGAUGGAAAGAGCGCUGAACUCCUACUUCGAGCCGGCCAUGGAGGAGAGCGCUUCAGAAAGCCGUCCCGAGUCCCUCUCUGAGCCCGGGUCCUGUGUUGACCUAACCAAGGAAGAAACAAAUGAUUCCAUUAGUUCUAAAACCAGCACAUCUGAAGAUAAAAGUGUUCAGCAAGAAGAUGGCAGUGUUUUCUCUUUCAUUACCUGGAAUAUUGAUGGAUUGGACAUGAACAAUCUGCUAGAGAGGGCUCGAGGGGUGUGUUCCUAUUUAGCUUUGUACAGCCCUGAUGUGAUAUUUCUACAGGAAGUUAUUCCCCCAUAUUAUGCCUACCUAAAGAAGAAAGCAAGUAGUUACAAGAUUAUUACAGGUCGUGAAGAAGGAUAUUUCACAGCUAUAAUGUUGAAGAAAUCGAGAGUGAAGUUUAAAAGCCAAGAAAUUAUUCCUUUUCCAAAUACGCAAAUGAUGAGAAACCUUUUGUGUGUUCAUGUGAGUGUGUCAGGAAAUGAACUUUGCCUUAUGACUUCUCAUUUGGAAAGCACCAGAGGGCACGCUAAGGAACGAAUGAAUCAGUUGAAAAUGGUUUUAGAGAAAAUGCAAGAGGCUCCAGGAUCAACUACAGUUAUAUUUGCUGGAGAUACGAAUCUCAGGGAUCAAGAAGUUACCAAAUGUGGUGGUUUACCCAACAACAUUUUGGAUGUCUGGGAGUUUUUGGGCAAACCUAAGCAUUGCCAGUAUACAUGGGAUACACAAAUGAACUCUAAUCUUGGAAUAGCUGCUAAUUGUAAACUUCGUUUUGAUCGAAUAUUUUUUAGAGCCGCAGCAGAAGGUGGCCACAUUGUUCCCCAAAGUUUGGACCUGCUUGGGCUGGAAAAACUGGACUGUGGUAGAUUUCCCAGUGAUCACUGGGGUCUUCUGUGCAACUUAGGUGUAAUAUUGUGAACUGCUUUUCAAAUAUGAGUUUUAAAUGUUUGAAGGGAUUUUGUUCUGUGAUUAUAAUUUCAAUUAUAAUUUCUAUCUGUCCUGGAAAGGUAGUUUAACAAGGAGGAAUUAUAAACUGGAUCAUUGUAACAGAAGGAAAAACUACUGUGAUUUUAUUUUUUGUAUUGUGGCCUCAGAUUUCAGAACUAAAUCUUAAUGUUCAUUUAAACUAAAGCAUACCUGUGUUGAAAACAUGAGGCUUCUUAAUGCAAGGUCACAGUGGCUACCAGAGCUUUUAGUAGUGCUCGUAGCUGCUGGCUGGAUUUCAAGCAGGGCCACAUUUUGUCUGUGGACUAGCCUUUAUGUUAGAUUACUUUUUAAAAUCAGGUACCAAAAUAGUUAUAUUUUAAAUAAGUCUUAAAAAAAAAAAGGUUACAGAGUCCUUGGGAUUGGAUCUCUUAAUACUGUUUCAUAAAUCCAGAUAAUCUGAUAGUUAUUGUCCAUCAGAUUUUUUGUCAGUUAACAGUGCCUAAUUGGUAAGCUAGAAAUGAACUCAUGAUUUAAAAUUCCUUAACUUUAAAAAACUUGUGUUUGUAGUUAUGUCGCCGAACAGAGGCAAAGUUAGGCUUGAUAAUGAUUAAAGUCAGUUUUCCAGAGGCAUUGGGCUUUUUUUCUAAGAGAAAAAUGUGUAAAGAGAAAUAGACAUUUAGUUUUACUGCUUGUAAAACUGAAUUUUUUUCAGGAGGUGAAUAAGGAACACUUCUACAUGUGCUUUAAGGAAACAUUUUUUUUUCCCCUGUAAGAGAGUAUACUCUAAAUAAAGAAUUGCGCUUGUUUGUA
Bubalus bubalis (water buffalo) is the source of this 2098-nucleotide messenger RNA. It is a transcript of the gene TDP2, whose product is annotated as tyrosyl-DNA phosphodiesterase 2. Gene Ontology annotation, cellular component: cytoplasm; PML body. The record is from RefSeq and is a predicted model, not a curated record. The transcript has 7 exons. Bases 185 to 1279 code for a protein of 364 amino acids. Gene Ontology annotation, molecular function: 5'-tyrosyl-DNA phosphodiesterase activity; single-stranded DNA binding; protein binding. NCBI's taxonomy places the organism in Eukaryota, Metazoa, Chordata, Mammalia, Artiodactyla, Bovidae. Gene Ontology annotation, biological process: double-strand break repair.